Phaeodactylum tricornutum CCAP 1055/1 is the source of this 870-nucleotide messenger RNA. RefSeq lists its product with no specific name. Lineage: Eukaryota; Bacillariophyta; Bacillariophyceae; Surirellales; Neidiaceae. The coding region runs from base 1 to 870 and encodes 289 amino acids. Gene Ontology annotation, molecular function: RNA binding. Gene Ontology annotation, biological process: tRNA guanine ribose methylation. The transcript has 3 exons. The record is from RefSeq and is a predicted model, not a curated record.
AUGAGUCUUGUGGUUAUAUCAUCGUUGUCGGUCCGGAUUCAAGCUUUUACUUCUACGAAAGCCGCAUUCCGUUUGUCCCGAAGAAGCGUCCGUUGCUUUGGAGGUAGCGCUCUUCGCAGUCGGCGCCGGAGCAGCGAAGGAGAGCAGAAAAGUGUGUUGGAAUGGGAAAGCUUCGAAUUUGGGGAAAGCCCGAAAUGGGAUGCUCGCUUCGAUAGUUCUCGGACAAUCGUUGCCGGGAACGAAGAUGAGCUCAAUCUCGUUCGGCAGGCCGAAGCCAUCAAGGAUCAAGAAACUGCCGCAACGCUCAAUCAGCAACGGUCCGCCUGGGAGAGGCUUUCUCCCGGAAUAGUUGAAUCUGCCACACAACUACUGUUACCCUUUAUACAGGAAGAAAGAGUACAGCGUAUUAAAUCGGUGUUGAACCAAAGAACCGGACACACGCGGCUUUUGUUUGAGAAUCCGGCCAAUCCGUCCAACAUUUGGGCGUGCUUGCGGACGGUUGAUAGCUUUGGAAUUCAACACGUGGACGUGGUCAUUCAGAGUGGUGAGUACAAGGGCAAGGCGGCUCUUUCCCAGAAGCGGGGUAUGCGAACUGCCAUGGGUUCUGCCCAAUGGAUGACCUUACGGAAUCAUUUGUCCACGGCCGACGCCGUCCGAACGCUCAAAACCCAAAACAAUUGUCGGAUCUUUGCGUCCGAUCUGAAUCCGAACUCGAGAGAUAUUCGAACCAUUGACUGGAGUUCCUACGGUGAUCAACCCAUCUGUAUCAAAUGCGUGAGCUCGCGGAUGAAACCUUUACAUUGCCCAUGUACGGAUUUGCCGAGUCCUUCAAUCUGUCGGUGGCGACCGCCAUUACGCUGGCGCAUCUGA